Messenger RNA from Dama dama (fallow deer), 1487 nucleotides. RefSeq names its product myosin light chain 4 (gene MYL4). Lineage: Eukaryota; Metazoa; Chordata; Mammalia; Artiodactyla; Cervidae. The transcript has 8 exons. Gene Ontology annotation, cellular component: myosin II complex. Gene Ontology annotation, molecular function: calcium ion binding. The record is from RefSeq and is a predicted model, not a curated record. The coding region runs from base 276 to 857 and encodes 193 amino acids.
GUGCCAGGCCAGCUCUUCCACUGAUGCCUUCUUGCUUCCAUGCUCCCUGGAGUGGGUGCAGCAGGCCUCCCCUAGAGGGAACCCGCAUCAGCAAUUUCAGCUCCUACCGUUGCUGUAGCUUCUUGUCCCACGUCUGCCAUGACUUACAGUGUGACCUUGGGCAAGUCAUCCCCUUUCCUCUGAGCCUCUAAAGUCCCUGGCAGCUGUCAGGAUGUCUGGGAGAACACAGUUCGGAUGACUGAUCCCACCUCCUCGGGAGAGCCCAACAGGACAACAUGCCUCCCAAGAAGCCUGAGCCUAAGAAGGAGAUGGCCAAGCCAGCCACAGCCCCGACCCCGUCUCCUGCCCUACCUCCUGAGCCCCUCAAGGAACCUGCCUUUGACCCCAAGAGCGUAAAGAUAGACUUCACUGCUGACCAGGUCGAAGAGUUCAAAGAGGCCUUUUCGUUGUUUGACCGGACCCCGACUGGAGAGCUGAAGAUCACCUAUGGGCAGUGUGGGGACGUGCUGCGAGCCCUGGGCCAGAACCCCACCAACGCUGAGGUGCUGCGUGUCCUGGGCAAGCCCAAGCCGGAAGAGAUGAAUUCCAAGAUGCUGGACUUUGAGACCUUCCUGCCCAUCCUGCAGCACAUCUCCCGAAACAAGGAGCAGGGCACCUACGAGGACUUCGUGGAGGGGCUGCGCGUGUUCGACAAGGAGAGCAACGGCACGGUCAUGGGCGCUGAGCUUCGCCACGUCCUUGCCACCCUGGGAGAGAAGAUGAGUGAGGCUGAAGUGGAACAGCUGUUAGCAGGUCAGGAGGAUGCCAAUGGCUGCAUCAAUUAUGAAGCCUUUGUCAAGCACAUCAUGUCUGGGUGAAGCAGAUCCCUCCAGGGUGCCUGGCCCGGGGCCUUAGCCCAGGUGAGUUACUGAGAGGCCCAGAGUGACUGAACUGGAGCUGGAGUCCUGGACUUUCCCCUGCAUGGCAGCCCUGGGGACUCCAAGGGCCCACAGUCCUUGCCAUAAAUAAACAGCUUCAGCAAGGCCAGGCUGAAGUCCCAACCAGCCUCAGUUGUUUAUUAAAGCCAAUUAAUUCGUUGAGUUGGGUUUUUGUGAGUGUGUGUGAUAAUGUCACCUGAGGCCUCUUGCAUAUUCCUCAGAAGAAUAAGCAGUAUCUUGGAGCUGGGGAACAUGGGCCAGGGCCCAGGGAGCUAGAAACAGGAGGGUCAGAUCGUGAGCAGAAAGUUUUGGAAGGGUCUGUAGUCUGAGGAGCUGUGAUCAGGAGGAGCUUCAUUUCCUUCCAAAGCUCACUCUCUACCUUAGGUCUGUCCAGGUGACAAGCAGAAAGAGGGCCACCAGGAGCCCUGGGAAUACCAAAGGAUCCUCAAAUGGUCCUUGCUCCUUCCUCUUCUUUAAAAAAAAUUGUGGUAAAACGCACAUAACAUAUGGGACUUCCCUAGUGGCUCAGAUGGUAAAGAAUCUGCCUGCAAUAGAGGAGACCCAGAUUCA